GUCUUUAUUUUUACUGCGAUUUGAUGGACGUCACGUUUUCUUUCUUCUGUUCAGAAUCAUAAAUUUUGAUAUUGAAUCAUCUUUCUCAUCUGACAGGUUUCUUGAUGGUUGUACUUAUACAUCAAUCACGAGUUCCCCUGAGAUAUCCAAGGUUUUCUGUUUCUCUAGAAGAUAAGGUGUUACAAUAAAGACAUUCAGGAGAGCAACAUCAGAGAUGCCCAACAUCACAGGCUACCAAAUAGGAAUGGAGACUCCUAUCUUAAGGCUUUCAAAAAUUAAGGUUGAGGGAAGAGACAAAGAUAAUCAUUCACCCCAAGGUCCCCAACCAGCUUAUAGGUGCUCAGUGUCUGCUAUGGAUAUGGAUUUAACCAUCGACGGUGAUGUUAGAGCUACUUCGAUGGAAACGACAGUGAGAAAUGAGAAGUCAGUUUCUGACAUAAGUGUGCGUCCAAAAGCAACCAGAGGUCGACCGGGUCGACCAAGGAAAUCUCAGCCGAGAGCUAUUACUAUUACAUCGGGUCCGGAAAUUGUGGCAGUUGAUGACAAGUUUUCUGUUACAGACUCUAGUGUUGCAUCUGGCAGUCAAAAAUUAGAUAACAGUAGUUCUACGUUCGAUCACCCCAUGGGGACAAGGAAUUUCUUGAAGAAACGGAAAUCGGAAGUUAUCAAUUCUGAAUCCGCACUCAUCGAAUAUAAAUCUUCUGGAAAUAAAUCGAGUUUCGAUUCCUUUGGAACAGAACACAGAACUUCAAUGCAAUCGGAAUCUAGCACCUGUCAAAAGCUUGCGGGACAACCGACUCGGUUUAACGCUUAUUUGGCGUUGCCCGAUGAUCCUGUUCGAGCGCGGCAAUGGUCAGCAAAAGACUGGGAUGUUACGUUGCUUCAUCUCCUUCCUAAAUGUUUGAUGUCUUUGAAAAUUCACGAACCUACUACGAUCAUUGUGAUGGAAGGGUGCAUCGAGAUAAAGAACGAUUCAUUUAUCUCGAAUUGCACCGUUCUGGAAUCAAAGACGAAACCGCUUGAAAUCGAUGCUGGUCGAAACAUUCAAAUAGGAAAUGUGGGGAGUGGAGUCGCCACAUUCCAAACAAUUACGGCUAUGAAAUCUAUUAUUCUUCCCGAAGAUCAUGAACAGCCGAUGAGGUAUAACGCUUAUAAAGCUAGGCCAGAUGAUCCUGUAAGCGCUCAGCAACUCGUGUCAGAAAAAGACGUUCGUAUCUCGUGGAUCCAUCUCCAUCCCAAGUGUUAUCUCCCCUUUAAAAUUCAUGACCCUACGACAAUUGUUUUGAUUAAAGGAAGGAUCAAUAUUAUCAAGGACCUUGCUGUAUCACAUUCUAUGUUGCUGAACUCAAGCAUGGAAUCAAUCGAAAUUGAAACAGGGAAUCUUAUUCAUGUAGCAAAUUUUGGCCACGAAAUUGCCAAGUUCCAAGUGGUGGAAUUUUUGAAAUAACAACAUUCCUUAUUUUAUUUUUCCUCUUUUCUUACCAAGAAAUUACUUUUUAAAUCUAGUUGGAAAUUGCAAUUAGGGACAUUACGUUGGAAGUAUUAACGAUUGACGGGGAUUUUUUGUUUUUAUUGCAAAACUGAAAUGUUCCGAGAGUUCUGUUCCCUUCCCCUAUUAACUAGGAACAGUUUUAAAUGCGUCUUUCCCCAAAUCAAGCAAUUUGAAGUGAUUUAUUGAUUCUUUUUUCUUUUCGUCAUUUUUAUGCGCAAUAUAAUAAAUUUUGCGGGAUUCACUA
Daphnia pulicaria is the source of this 1736-nucleotide messenger RNA. RefSeq lists its product as uncharacterized. The transcript has 8 exons. The record is from RefSeq and is a predicted model, not a curated record. NCBI's taxonomy places the organism in Eukaryota, Metazoa, Arthropoda, Branchiopoda, Diplostraca, Daphniidae. The coding region runs from base 215 to 1447 and encodes 410 amino acids.